This is a messenger RNA of Harpia harpyja (harpy eagle), 2145 nucleotides long. Its product is annotated as sucrase-isomaltase, intestinal-like. NCBI's taxonomy places the organism in Eukaryota, Metazoa, Chordata, Aves, Accipitriformes, Accipitridae. The coding region runs from base 1 to 2145 and encodes 714 amino acids. Gene Ontology annotation, biological process: carbohydrate metabolic process. The record is from RefSeq and is a predicted model, not a curated record. The transcript is spliced from 15 exons. Gene Ontology annotation, molecular function: carbohydrate binding; alpha-1,4-glucosidase activity.
AUGCUCCCUGGUGCUUCUUCCCCGAGGACAGUCCCUACGGCUACUCCCUGGGCGGCAACACCGAGAAGACGGCCAAAGGCUGGAGGGAAGCACGUGUGGCUCCUUCCCCACUGCGGUCCGGCGCUGUGCGGUGACCGCCGCGGCCACCCCGGGGGUGGCUCGCCAGAGACCUUCCACGAGCUGCUUCGCUAUCGCCCGCUCAGCUUGCGACGAGGAGGACGAUGGACGUACUUCCCUGCGUGUAAGCCGCGCAGAGUUGGGGUCCUGUGUUCGCACCACGCUGCCGAGCUGACAUGGAAUAGCCGAGUUGCUCCCCCCGGCCCGCACCAGGGUGGUCGCAGGCAGCGAGCGGUUGCGGUGGGCACCAGCACGUGUUUCUGCCGCAGGGUGACACUGAACAAGCGCCAGGCCUUGUCCCUCUUUGGAAAUGACGUUUCCCCAGUCGUCUUGGAAGUGGAGUUCCAGACAAGGGACAGGUUCCGGUUCAGGCUCUACGACCCCAACAGGCAGCAGUUUGAAGUCCCACUCAAGAUUGACUCCCCCGGGGUUACUGCUGAUGAGGCCAGCUACGACGUGGAGUUUGUGGAUGACUCCUCACACUUCAGGAUCAAGAGGAAAAGCACCGGCACUGUGCUGUGGGACAGUCCCCUGGUUGAUCUGUUUUUCUCUAACCGGUAUCUUCAGAUUACAACUACUGUGCCAUCCACUUCGGUGUAUGGGUUUGGUGAACACGAGCAUCCAUCCUUCAAACACAGCAUGGACUUUGUUACCUACGGCAUGUUCAGCAGGGAUCAGGCACCAGCGCCAUUUGCGAACCUCUAUGGAGUUCACCCUUUCUAUAUGUGUGUAGAAGCUGACUCCAAUGCCCAUGGUGUUCUCCUUCUGAAUUCCAAUGCACAAGAUGUUUCUCUGAGUCCAAACCCAUCUUUAACUUUCCGCACUAUUGGAGGGAUCCUCGACUUCUAUGUCUUUCUUGGACCGAGUCCCGAAAACGUAAUUCAGCAAUACACAGAGGCCAUUGGACGCCAACACAUGCCUGCCUACUGGUCUCUGGGAUUUCAUCUCUCCCGAUGGGGUUAUGGCAGCAUUGAUGUUUUAAAGAAAACUGUUGAUCGCAUGCAUUACUAUGAUAUACCAUAUGAUGUUCAACAUCUUGAUAUCGACCACGUGGAACAUCGCCUGGACUUUACCUACAAUAAGGUGAAUUAUGCAGGUCUGCCAGAGUACCUCCAACAGCUGAAGAAGGAAGGAAUGCACAAUGUUGUGAUUCUGGACCCUUUCAUAACUAAGGAUGAAGAACCAGGCACCUACAGGCCUUAUGAUCUUGGAGAGGAAAUGGGAGUCUGGGUGAACAACUCUGAUGGUGUAACUCCUGCUGUUGGAAAGGCCUGGCCCCCCGGAGACUCGUUGUUUCCCGACUACACCAACCCCAGGACAGUUGAGUGGUGGACCCAGAUGUGUCUGGAGUUUAAGGAUGUCCUUGAUUAUGAUGGGAUCUGGAUUGAUAUGAAUGAACCAUCCAAUUUCUUAAGAGGCCAGCAUACUGGAUGUGCUGUUAAUGAUAUCAAUAACCCUCCUUACGUUCCUAGCAUUUCUGAUCAUUCCCUGGCACAAAAGACAUUGUGUCCUGACUCCAAGAUUUACCUUGGAGAGCAUUAUAACACACACUCUCUCUUCGGCUGGUCACAGACAGCACCAACUUUCCAUGUUGCCCAGCAGGCAACUGGAAAGCGAGCGUUUGUCUUGAGUCGGUCUACGUUUGUUGGCAGUGGGAAGCAUGGGGGUCACUGGCUUGGUGACAACUUCUCUCAGUGGAAGGACAUGCAUCAGUCAAUCAUUGGAAUCCUGGAGUUCAACCUCUUUGGCAUCCCCUACAUUGGUGCUGAUAUCUGUGGAUUUAACUAUAACACUACCUACGAACUCUGCUUGCGCUGGAUGCAGCUUGGCUCUUUCUAUCCAUUUUCCAGAAAUAACAAUGCAGAGGGAAAUAGCGGAAAAGACCCAGCGGUGUUCGGAGAAGAGUUUGCCAAGAUAUCUCGCACUACGCUUCAGAUCAGAUACUCACUGCUGCCAUACUUAUACACCUUGUUCUUUGAGUCUCAUGUUCAUGGAAACACAGUGGUGAGGUCACUGAUGCACGAGUGA